AUGAUCUCCCUCCUGACACAGUGGGAGAGCCGCUGCGGCGAUGUCAUCAGCGACAUCGAAGCCGAGAUCGCCAAGAUCAAGAGCAAUGCCGCGAAGCGUAGGGCGAAAGAACAGGCGCGGGCUGCUCUGCUUGAAAAAGCGCUGGCCUCCGCUGAUGGGAGCGCGAAGGACGCGGCGGGAGGCGGGCCCGGGUCCAGAAGGCUCGGCGGAGCGCAGCGGUUUGGCCAGGGAGGUGGCAAUAAGCGCGAGUUCAACGCUGAUGACUACGAUGAUGAGGAUGACGGGUACUGGGAUAAUGGCAACGAUGGCGGUAUCGAUUUACACGCGGCUGGUUCGCGUAUGGACAUUGAUGAAAGUGCGGGAUCGUCUAGAUUCGGGUUGAGCGGGGCUGGCGCGAGGCAUGCGAAGCGCAUCCUGGGAAAGAAGUCCUAA
Aspergillus novofumigatus IBT 16806 is the source of this 432-nucleotide messenger RNA. RefSeq lists its product as uncharacterized. The coding region runs from base 1 to 432 and encodes 143 amino acids. The transcript has a single exon. Lineage: Eukaryota; Fungi; Ascomycota; Eurotiomycetes; Eurotiales; Aspergillaceae. The record is from RefSeq and is a predicted model, not a curated record.